CAUCAGUGUGCGUCCGGUGCAGUUGAAGCAGGAGCAGUAAUGGCCGCAAGGUUACUGAGAGCCGCAGUCCGGGCCUCGGCUCUGUGCCGUGUCUCUUCCGCGCCUGUCCUCAGCAGGGGGAUGGCGGCCGGAGGCAUUCCCACUGAUGAACAGCAGGCCACUGGGCUGGAGAAAAGAAUUCUGACGUCCUUUAAGGCUGGCGCGGACCCAUACAGUGUGCUGAAGCCAAAGCAGUACACUGGCUCCAAAGACGACCCACACAUCGUCCCCUCCAUUAACAACAAACGCCUCGUUGGCUGCGUCUGUGAGGAGGACAACACAGCCAUCGUGUGGUUCUGGCUGCAUGAAGGAGAACCUCAGCGUUGCCCGUCCUGUGGCUCACACUAUAAACUCGUUCAUCAUGAGCUUCCUCACUGAGACUGUUUUUCAGCUGUUUGUUUUUUCUCGGUGUUAAUUAAUAUAACAUUUAUGUAUACAGACCCACUGCAGUUAAACAUCCGACUGUACCAAGUGUGUGUCUCACCAGUUACUUCUAAUAAUAAACACUUUAAAUCUG
This is a messenger RNA of Neoarius graeffei (lesser salmon catfish), 556 nucleotides long. Its product is annotated as cytochrome c oxidase subunit 5B, mitochondrial. The record is from RefSeq and is a predicted model, not a curated record. Gene Ontology annotation, cellular component: mitochondrial envelope. The transcript is spliced from 4 exons. Gene Ontology annotation, biological process: mitochondrial electron transport, cytochrome c to oxygen. Bases 40 to 417 code for a protein of 125 amino acids. NCBI's taxonomy places the organism in Eukaryota, Metazoa, Chordata, Actinopteri, Siluriformes, Ariidae.